Messenger RNA from Fraxinus pennsylvanica, 2025 nucleotides. The record is from the annotation of a GenBank genome assembly. NCBI's taxonomy places the organism in Eukaryota, Viridiplantae, Streptophyta, Magnoliopsida, Lamiales, Oleaceae.
AUGCCCCUGACCGGCAAGGACAACAGCGGGGAUGUGGAAAGGCAACUUGACGCUCCCAUGCCAUGGAUAGGCAUGUAUGUUGCUGCAGCCUCUUUGGUUUGCUCUCUGGCAAUGGCAGCUGAUGUGUUCCAUGGAUUCCAAACCAAAAAAUUAUGGUUUCCAUCGAAGUAUUUCUCGAUCAAUGCUGCUUCUUUAUCAUUAUUGGCAGUGGUAAUGAAGUUGCCAGUUGAUCUUACGACUCGUAUGUGGGCUGUUACAGAUAGACUUGCAAAGGUCAGCAGCCUAAUCUUUAUGUCGACUGCCAUGGGAAAUUUCAUGAUAUCUUUGGGAUCCAUGAAUGAUAAAGAGAUUCUCUUGAAUUUAAUUGCUAUAGGAAUUCUUGUAAUCACAGUCAUAGCAAAUGAUUGUAUCCAAAUCAUCCAAGUGAGGCAAUUUCUGGGCGGUCGAGAAAUGUUCGCAGAGGAAAUUAUAGCUAGUUUCUCCAUCCUCCUUUUGCUUUUUAUGUUAUCUGCUUCAGCUAUAAUGGUCCCAGUUACCAAAAGAUAUCUUGAAUUGAAAUAUCAAGAAAUGCUGAAAUUGGCUUCCGAUGAAGAGUUGGUGCAGUCCGUGGGGUUUGAAGAGAAACUUACCACGGAUAAACUGAGAGCAAUUAUCAAGAAAUAUUGGGUGAUGGCAGAAACUAGCAGCCCUCAAUUCGUGAUUGUACGUUCUGUGACCUGUUUGACUUCAGGUGUUAUUUCUCUGGCGAUUGCUUUCAUUCUGGCAGAAGCUCAGGCUCGAAUGGCCUUAAAGUAUAGAACAUUCAGCAAAACAGCUUCUAAGUAUGACUGGUCGACAAAGUGGAUUGUACUUGCUCAAUCUGCUGGAGUGAUUGUUGGUACCAUUGCUCCUGCAUCCAGAUGGUUAACUACUGUAAAUUUCGUAUGCUCGGAGAAAAGCCCAAUGAGCUUUAAGACUGCAUUCAAAAUUGAGAGUUAUUGGACGCAGAGGCUGGUGGAAUGGAAAGAAAGCUCCUUACCGUUGCAAAUUAGAGACAGGAAAUGGAGAAAAGUUCUUCAUGAUGCAAGAAGAAUAUUUCUGAAUCUUGUCAUUAGAGUCCAAAUCUUUAUAGUUCUGUACAGCAAACUAGUCCAGUUUAUCUCUGUCUGCUUUGUGAGUCUAAUAAUCUUUUGUUUUCGCUGCAUCAAAAGGUUAAAGAAUAUGUUCACCUCUGGCGUAUCACGUAUUCAUGGGAUUUCGGAAUCAGAGUCAGGAGUUAAUAUGGAGGAGCAGGAUUUUACCCGUUAUGUUCUGCUACUUGAAGGUGAAGCCGGGAUUCCUCAAAAGACCCUCAAAAACAUCUGCAAAGAGGUGGAUAAAGUGAUCGAGAUAGGUAAAAAACAGCAACCGGAGAACCUGAAAAAUCUUCUUCUUAAAAUUGUAAACUACAGCAGCACAAGGGAAAUUGACGAAUAUCAAGUCCCUAGUCUCAAUUCUCAGGAACCUCCGAAUUGCUGGUCUUUAACUCUGGUGACUCUAACAAGUAUCGCCAUUGCACUUCCAAACACCUCAAUCGAUAGUACUAAUUGGUUACUGAGCAGCGUUGAUGAAGGCCUCUUAUACGUAAAACUUAUAGAGAAAAGCCUGGACAGAAACGGGGUUCGACUAAACAUCAGAAAUGCAGCAGACAUCAUUUGGGUAGCACUCGAACUAUAUAGAAAGUGGCAAGACAAGGAUCUCCAUGAAACAUCUCGUAAAGGCAGAAAUUCCAAGGAGAUAUUGCAAGAACUCUCUGAUGAAGCUGAAAAGAUAGUAACGGAGUUUAAGCGAAAUGUGAAAGAUUUCCUUAUGGAAAACCCUCUUCAUUGGCCAGUUAAGGUUAUAGCUGCCAACUCAAUGGAGAGAAGUGUCCAUCAAGCAGCUCUCCUGUUGGGUGAAACUGAAGAAAUUCUUAAAAUUCUACAGCAGCAUAAAGCACGAAGCUUGAAUAUGGAUAAGUCUGCAUACAUUGAAAAAUGGCUUAUACUAAUGGCGCAAGGAAAUUAA